AUGCUACUUCAAGGCUUUGCCUGCGACCAGUCGCAGAACUCCCAUUCUCCGUUUGCGCCGCUCGCGCGCAUGCCGUCCAACUCUGCCGUCGCCGCCGCUCUGGCCCUGGCUUCGCCGCCCGCAAGUCCGCCCCAGAUGGCUGCGCCCAACACCCUCGGCCAUCUCUUCGACUCCUGCCGCAGUCUGCAGGCCCUCCUCGCCGCGCCUCCACCACCCUCCUCGCUCCCAAUCACACCACCCCACCAGCAUCUGGCUACACCCCCCCUGGGCCAUGCGCCGUCACCCAUGAAGCUGCGUCUACGGACGCCACGGCGGGCGGGCAGCAUGGAGAGUCUGGGUGCGCCAACGGGCGCGCCAACAAGCGCCCCGUCCAAGGCGGCGAAUAGCGCUGGCGUUGCGCGCAGGGGCAUUGUCAAGCGCACAGCCACGUCCACACCCACACCAACGCCGCGCGGCUUGAACAAGCGCCGGCGUGCUGUGGACGACGAUAUGGGCCGCGCAGAAAACGAGACGACCGAUGCCAGCGACUCUGGUGACGCCGAGGAUCCGCUGUCGUCACAUGACAGCAGCGAGCCGUUUACUCUCUCGCUCCUAGCGCCGUCCCCUUUGCGCCGCUACCCUUCUUCCUCACCCUUUACGUCUGCCACUAGCACAAGACGGGCACGGGCUGCAACAAUAGCGAACCCGUUCCUGCCUGCCUUCAACGCAUCAGAAAACACCACGCUGCUUCCUCCUCCUGUUUCUGAUUCUCUUCCUUCCGCUACUCCGUCCACGCCGCCCCGGCCACAAACACCCAAGCGGGCGCGCAUUGCGCCCGAGGCCCUGCCGCUCGGUCUUGAGCGCAGCGACUUCCACGCCCUGCACGCCGACGGCAUCCCCGACGACAGUAGCCGCGCACACAACCAUGUUGCUGGCACGCAAGUCGAGGUUGAGGCAGACGGCGAGGCCUGGAGCACAGAGGACGACCGCAUGCUAGUCGAGUUGGUGCUGGAGAAGCUCAAGCUGAGCAAGGAAGAGUGGCAGGACUGCGCCCGCAGCCUAGGCAAGGACCGCCACAGCCUUGGUCGGCGGUGGAAGAGCCUUAUGCUGCACGGCGACAUUGGCCUAAAGCCCGGCUCGCGAACGCGGCGGAGCAAGAUCCACGGAACGUGGCGGUAA
This is a messenger RNA of Sporothrix brasiliensis 5110, 1158 nucleotides long. Its product is annotated as DNA-binding protein. The coding region runs from base 1 to 1158 and encodes 385 amino acids. NCBI's taxonomy places the organism in Eukaryota, Fungi, Ascomycota, Sordariomycetes, Ophiostomatales, Ophiostomataceae. The record is from RefSeq and is a predicted model, not a curated record. The transcript has a single exon.